AUGCUGAGAUGCUGCACAGUGCCUUGUGGUGUUCAGGACAGUGCAUCGCCCAGACAGAAGAGCUUCUUGCUGAUCUCUCUGUGGUAGCCAGAGAUAGUGAUCCAGAUGGAGAGAGCAACGAAUCGUGUGGAGCCGUGGAAGAUUGCAGUCAUCGUUGUGUCAGUGAUAGUAAGCUUAGCCAUCAUCAUUGGCUUGAUUACAGUUUCAUUGUGCCGUGAUCAGGACCGGUAUUACAAUGCAUCUUUCCUAAUCACCAAUGUCAAUUACGACCCUCAGUAUGAAAGGCAAACCACAGAAGAGUUCAGGCACCUGAGUGAAGAGAUUGAAACCAUGAUAUUUGCAGUAUUCAGAAGGUCCUUUCUAAGUAAAAGGUACAUCAGGUCCCAUGUUUUCAGUCUAAGCCCAGAUCCUGGUGGAGUGCUUGCAUCUGUUCUUUUGGUAUUUAGAUUUCCCUCAGCUGACAGCAGGGCAACAAGCUUGGGUCACGUCAACCGUGUGUUGCGCAGAAGGCUACAAACAACCUCUUCGUUCCUGAAUGUUGACCUGUCUACCCUUAGACUCACAGGGUUGAACAAGGAAAAUGGGGAGAACCUUUUAAACAACUGCUGUGGGAUACGAAGACAGGCAUUCUCCUUCGCAGGAGUAGAGAGAAUAGUCGGUGGGCAGCGUGCGCGGGACGGGGAAUGGCCGUGGCAGGCCAGUAUUCAGCUCGAUGGGAUCCAUCGCUGCGGUGCGUCGGUGAUCAGUAAUACCUGGCUCGUGACUGCAGCCCACUGCUUUAGAGGACGAAGAGAUCCUCGGAGGUGGACUGCCAGCUUUGGAAUUCUACUGAGACCUCCAAAACAGAGAAGAUUUGUCCGAAGAAUUAUUGUUCAUGAAGAAUACAGCGACUUCGUCCUUGAUCAUGAACAUGAUGUGGCUGUUGUGCAACUUGCCUCUCCUAUUGAGUUCACGAGUGAUGUGCACAGUGUCUGUCUUCCUGAAGCAUCUCACAAUUUCCCAGAGAACACUACCUGUUUUGUCACAGGUUGGGGAGCUAUGGAGAAUGAUGGCUAUGGUGUUAAUAACCUUCGACAAGCGGAAGUGAAAAUUAUAGGCACUUCGACUUGUAAUAGAAGAGAAGUGUAUGGUGGAGCCAUAUCACCUGGAAUGUUGUGUGCUGGAUACUUGGAGGGGCAGGUGGACGCCUGCCAGGGUGACUCUGGUGGGCCACUGGUGAAUGUGAACUCGAGAGGAAUCUGGUAUCUUGUGGGAAUAGUGAGCUGGGGAGAUGAAUGUGGCAAGGAAAAUAAACCAGGAGUGUACACACGAGUGACUUACUAUCGCAACUGGAUCUACGCCAAAACGGGCAUUUGAAACCUGUGGAGGAUAAAGUUUUGUGGGCUGUGUACAGCUACCCCUCUGACACAUUCUGCUCUGUGGUUACCCUCUGAACAUCUGCUGGCUUAGCUUGUGAUCAUGUAUCAAGUGCCAGCAAGCUCAGAGUAGUCUAGGACUUGAAAUUUGUUUGGCCUACAGUUGGACAGGAACAGACUUGAUUCACAGGACAGCUAUUUUUUCAGGAAGUACUCUGACAAAGGGACAACUGCCUUGGUCUGUGUGCAAUAUACUGACCCCUUCUUCUCUGUGGCCAAAUGUCUUGGCCACUACUUGUGUAUCCAGGCAAAGUCUUUAAGCCCAAACAGUCAUUUAUCAGCAUCCAAGAUAAGUUAUAACUGCAUCAUUCCAGUGAGCAUACUCACUCUAAUGAAGAAAGGAAGAUGGCUUAUGGAAGUCCUGGUUCCCAGUAUCAUGUCAAGACUGUUAUUUAGGAGAAUAGAGAACUUUUCCUUGCUCUGUUGUCUUGAAAAAGGAAUCAGUGUAAAACGCCAGCAUCUGUCCACCUUCUUUGAAGAAGUGUAUGUGCUCCCAUUUAUCACUUUGUAUGAAGAGUCCUUACCACAGCAAUUGCUGUGAGAGUGAUUGCUAGGCUUAAAACCAAAAACCACUUUAUUUUCAUACCAGUCUGUUGUCAUAUUAGAGUAUUUGACUAAAAUUAAUUCCCAUUUUUAACAUUCCAGAUUGUAUUGUUCUAAAUAAAAGUCCUUGGCUUUUUGUGCAGGAUGGAGCAUUGUAACAGUAUGACCACUGCAAAAAAACACAACAAGCAAACCUUCUUAAACUGCUUAUUCUUGUGAAUGGUGUUUUCAAGUCUUUAUAAUUUGAGUAUGUAAUUAUAAUUUAUCUUAUUACAA
This is a messenger RNA of Apus apus (common swift), 2234 nucleotides long. Its product is annotated as transmembrane protease serine 11E-like. Gene Ontology annotation, biological process: proteolysis. The transcript is spliced from 10 exons. The record is from RefSeq and is a predicted model, not a curated record. Gene Ontology annotation, molecular function: serine-type endopeptidase activity. Gene Ontology annotation, cellular component: plasma membrane; extracellular region. NCBI's taxonomy places the organism in Eukaryota, Metazoa, Chordata, Aves, Apodiformes, Apodidae.